Messenger RNA from Grus americana (Whooping crane), 3458 nucleotides. RefSeq names its product epsin 2 (gene EPN2). Gene Ontology annotation, biological process: endocytosis. Bases 343 to 2121 code for a protein of 592 amino acids. The transcript has 9 exons. The record is from RefSeq and is a predicted model, not a curated record. Gene Ontology annotation, cellular component: clathrin vesicle coat; plasma membrane; endosome. Gene Ontology annotation, molecular function: phospholipid binding; clathrin binding. Lineage: Eukaryota; Metazoa; Chordata; Aves; Gruiformes; Gruidae.
UCCUCCUCCGCCGCCACCUCCCCGCCGGCAGCCGCCAUGUUGGAUGGUGCGUGUGGGUGUCAAACCCAGCCAGAGGCGGCGGCGGCCGGGCACCGGGACACCCCCUCCGCGUCUCCCGCGGCCCCUUCCCCGCUCCUCCCGCACCCUCCGCACACAGCGCCAGGUCAUGAUUUUCAUUUUCUCGUGUCAUUCUCUUGAAGAGAGGAAAUGAUUGUAGUGGAACGUGUUACAAAUAAGCCACUGAUACGGAGCCUUCGCAGUUCAGAAACGUUCAUAGAAGAGCAAAUAUAGCGCUCUCUUGUUUGUGUUCUGGAAUCUGUCUUGUUAAAAAGGGAAAUAAAAAUGACGACUUCGUCUAUCAGACGGCAGAUGAAGAACAUUGUGAACAAUUAUUCAGAGGCCGAAAUAAAAGUUCGGGAAGCGACCUCUAAUGACCCCUGGGGUCCCUCCAGUUCAUUAAUGACUGAAAUAGCAGAUCUGACUUACAAUGUUGUGGCCUUUUCUGAAAUUAUGAGCAUGAUCUGGAAACGACUGAAUGACCAUGGCAAGAACUGGCGACAUGUAUACAAGGCCCUUACUCUGUUAGAUUACCUGAUUAAAACUGGUUCUGAGAGAGUGGCGCAGCAGUGUAAAGAGAAUAUUUUUGCUAUCCAGACAUUGAAAGAUUUUCAGUAUAUUGAUCGAGAUGGUAAAGACCAGGGCAUCAAUGUGAGGGAGAAAUCCAAGCAGCUAGUGUCUCUUCUGAAGGAUGACGAGCGGCUCAAGACAGAGAGGGCCCAAGCCCUGAAGACCAAAGAACGCAUGGCUCAGGUGGCCACUGGAGUGGGCAGCAAUCAGAUCACCUUUGGCCGAGGCUCCAGUCAGCCAAACCUAUCCACCAGCUACUCGGAGCAAGAAUAUGGAAAGUCUGGAGGAUCCCCAGCAUCUUACCAUGGCUCUACAUCUCCUCGAGUUUCCUCGGAGCUCGAGCAGGCCCGGCCUCAGACAAGCGGAGAAGAGGAGCUCCAACUGCAGCUUGCGCUGGCAAUGAGCCGGGAAGUGGCGGAGCAGGAGGAGCGCCUCAGACGCGGAGAUGAUCUGAGAUUACAGAUGGCUCUGGAGGAGAGUCGCAGAGACACAAUUAAAAUUCCCAAAAAGAAGGAGCAUACCACUUUGUUGGACCUAAUGGAUGCCCUGCCCUCGUCGGCACCGGCCCCACAGAAAACGGAGCCUUGGGGACCUCCUGCUGCUGCAAACCAAACUGAUCCCUGGGGAGGAUCCACAGUUGCAGCUACUGCCUCUGACCCAUGGCAAUCAUUUGGUGCCAAACCAGCUGCUUCCGUUGACCCUUGGGCAGCGCCAGCAGGAUCCACAGCUCAGUCUCUGUCCAAAAAUGUUGACCCUUGGGCUCCUGCUCAGCCGUCUUCUACUGCAGCAAAACCUUCUGUGGAUCCUUGGGGACCAGCACCUGCAAACAAACCUCUCCCUACUUCUGGAAGUACAUCUUUUGACCUCUUCAGUAAUUUGAAUGGUACAGUUAAAGAUGAUUUUUCUGAAUUUGACACACUUCGAACUUCCAAAAAGCCAGCUGAAUCAGGUUCCACUUUGCCAUCUCAGCAUAGCGGUACCACAAGUCCUGAUCUCUUUGAUUCCCAGCACUCAAGCAUGACAUCAAGCAAACAAAGUGCAGCUCGGAAAACCCCUGAGUCUUUUUUGGGCCCCAAUGCUGCUUUGGUGAACCUGGAUUCACUGGUGUCUAAGCCGCCCCAACCUGUUACUUCACUGAAUCCAUUCUUGGCGCCAGGCGCUGCCACAGCACCAACUCCAAUCAACCCCUUCCAGGUGAAUCAGCCUCAGCCACUCACUCUAAAUCAGAUGAGAGCGAGUCCUGUGAUGGGAACCAGCCCUUCUUUCAGUGCUGUGCCACCGAUAAGCAUGGAGCCAAUACCUCUGUCUUCCAUGGCCCCAGUGCCUGUGGGAAUGGCACCGAUACCAGCUAUGGGCACUGUGGCAUCUAUAACAAGAAUGGGCCAGGGGCUGAACGUGAGCAUUGCAGGAUCAAUGACCCAACCUCUUCACAGUACGGGAAUCCCGCCGUCAGCAUCCCAGUCUACAAAUACAACUAACCCUUUCCUCCUAUAAAGACCCAAUUAAAGGAACUUUCUUUUCAUAGUGUUUCCAGGCUGAAGUCUUUACAGCGAAAUGAACGUGGCCUGUGUGGACUGAACGGUGUGUAAGAGACUCGGAAGUAGAUUUGCAGUUUACAGUUAUGAUCUUUGAAGAGUUGUCUCUACUUACCAGUUAAUCUAAAUCUAGUCUUUGCUACAGAUGGUACCUUACUUUGGCUUGUUGAGCAUUAUGUGAAAUGUUCAGACUUUUCACCAAAGUUAGAUUCUGCCCAUUUUGUUACUUUGUUAAUCAUUUCAAUACACUUUCUAGGGAGAACCUGCCAUUUUAAACUCCGUUGGCUAUUUUGUAGAUGUCAGAUGAUGUGCUGGAUCCUGAAAUUACUAUUUACUUGCAUCUGUCACUUCCUAUGCCCAUAUGAUAGACCUGAGAUUCAGAGUGCUAGUGAAUGUUUUGCACAUAACUAUACGCAGUUCUAGACUGUUGGUUCACCCAUAGUCCUUACUCUUAGAAGAGAACGAUUCGGAGGGCCCAGGUGGCUGGUUUUUAUGCAUUAAACAUUGCAACGCAAAAAUCGCACUGCUUUCGUAUCAGAGGUUUGACCGAGAAAGCAAGCUUGUCUCAAAAGAAGGAAAAAAACCCACAAAAAAACAGACAAAAGACCCCCAAGAACAUUCUCAAGUUGUCGAGUAUAACGUGUGCUGUUGUAUGCAGUGUUGAAUUUGUACACUACUCUCUAAGGACUCCUGAGGAACUCUCUGUGAGUGGCAUGCUGCACUCGUGCUGAGUGAGUGUCCUGCUCUGUGCUUGUCCAGUACCAGCUUCGUUUGGAAGUUAUCAUGUGUAUUUUGUUUUUAUUUGACUUACAAUGUGAGUUGAAAGAAAAAAAGAAAUACAGUGGGACAACUUUGAAUUCAAUUUCACCGGGGCAAGCUUUAAAACUAAUUCAGGCUUAACCUUGCUAUAUGCAGUUACUCUUGUAUACUUUUGCACAUAUUUUGUUUAGUACAGUUUCAUAUUUGAGUUUGCAGAGUUACCUAAUAGUCCUUUUUUUGCUAAUUUUUAUAAUGUGGUUCUUAUUUAACUGUCUGGUUUUGAUAGAUUUAUCAAGUCUGGCUGAAAAAUUAAGAUAUUGGCAAAUGUCAUUUUUAUGGUUUUAAUGCCCUCUUAUUUAUGGUUUUAGCUCUUUGUUUCUGUAAAGAGAGUUUAAAAGGGAAGAUUAACACUAAAAUAUUUACUUUUAAAUGAAGUAUUCAUAAUGCAAAUCAGAACAAAUUCUCAUGACUAAUUAUUUUUAGAUGAAUUUGAGCAUAACCUGAUUUAAGACUACAUUAAAAAGAAAAAACACUAAA